This is a messenger RNA of Morchella importuna, 1557 nucleotides long. RefSeq lists its product as uncharacterized. NCBI's taxonomy places the organism in Eukaryota, Fungi, Ascomycota, Pezizomycetes, Pezizales, Morchellaceae. Bases 1 to 1557 code for a protein of 518 amino acids. Gene Ontology annotation, biological process: malate metabolic process; fumarate metabolic process; tricarboxylic acid cycle. Gene Ontology annotation, molecular function: fumarate hydratase activity. Gene Ontology annotation, cellular component: mitochondrion; tricarboxylic acid cycle heteromeric enzyme complex. The record is from RefSeq and is a predicted model, not a curated record. The transcript has 4 exons.
AUGGUUGUGUCGUUAACCUCGCUCCGAGUUGCAGCUGCUCGCCGCUGCUCAUCGGUGCAGCAUGUGCAAUUUGCGCUGCCCCGCACUUUGGCCCCGCGGGCGUCUGCCUCAAAAGCGCUCUCUGCCACCGUAAGGAAGUCAUUCUCCACAACCACUUUCAGGAUGGCAGACCACAGAAUCGAACGUGAUGCCUUCGGCGAGAUCAAGGUCCAGACCGACAAGUACUGGGGCGCCCAGACCGAGCGGUCCCUGAUGAACUUCAACAUCAACCAGCCCUUCGACCGCAUGCCUCCGCCCGUCAUCAAGGCCUUCGGAAUCCUCAAGCAUGCCGCUGCAACCGUCAACAUGACCCACGGGCUCGACCCCAAGAUCGGUGAAGCCAUCCAAACCGCGGCCAAGGAGGUCAUCUCCCUCAAGCUGCUUGACCACUUCCCCCUUGUCGUCUGGCAGACCGGCUCCGGCACCCAGAGCAACAUGAAUGCCAACGAGGUCAUCUCCAACCGUGCCAUCGAGCUUCUCGGCGGCGAGCUCGGCUCAAAGAAGCCAGUCCACCCCAACGACCAUGUCAACAUGUCCGCUUCCUCCAACGACACCUUCCCUACGGUCAUGCACAUCGCGGCCGUCCUCGAGAUCACCGAGCGCCUGCUCCCCAGCCUGCGUGAGCUCCACGCCGCCUUCGAUGAGAAGGUCAAGGCCUUCGACCACAUCAUCAAGAUCGGGCGCACUCACCUGCAGGACGCCACCCCGCUCACCCUCGGCCAGGAGUUCAGCGGCUACACCACCCAGCUCGCCUACGGAAUCGAGCGCAUCGAGGCGACGCUCCCCCGCCUCAAGAUGCUCGCCCAGGGCGGAACCGCCGUCGGCACAGGUCUCAACACAAAGAAGGGCUUCGACGUUGCCGUGGCCGCCGAGGUCUCCAAGCUCACCGGCAUCAAGUUCGUCACCGCGCCCAACAAGUUCGAGGCCCUCGCCGCACACGAUGCCAUCGUUGAGGCCAGCGGCGCACUCAACACCCUCGCCUGCUCGCUCAUGAAGAUCGCCAACGACAUCCGCUACCUCGGGUCCGGCCCCCGCUGCGGUCUCGGAGAACUCAGCCUCCCCGAGAACGAGCCUGGCAGCUCAAUCAUGCCCGGAAAGGUCAACCCAACCCAGUGCGAGGCCCUCACCAUGAUCUGCGCCCAAGUCAUGGGAAACAACACCGCCAUCACCGUGGCCGGCUCCCAGGGCCAGUUCGAGCUCAACGUGUUCAAGCCCGUCUUGAUCCGCAACCUGCUCCACAGCAUCGCGCUGCUGUCGGACGGCAUGCGCUCCUUCAAGGACAACUGUGUCGUCGGCAUCCAGGCCAACGAGAAACAGAUCAACAAGCUCCUCCACGAGAGUCUCAUGCUCGUCACAUGCCUCAACAGCAAGAUUGGGUAUGACUCAGCCAGCAAGGUGGCUAAGAACGCGCACAAGAAGGGUAUCACGCUGAAGGAGAGUACGCUGGAGUUGGGCGUGCUCACGGAGGAGGAGUUUGUGGAGCUUGUGAGGCCGGAGUUGAUGAUUGCGCCCAAAUAG